Saccoglossus kowalevskii is the source of this 5458-nucleotide messenger RNA. RefSeq lists its product as uncharacterized. Lineage: Eukaryota; Metazoa; Hemichordata; Enteropneusta; Harrimaniidae. The record is from RefSeq and is a predicted model, not a curated record.
AUGGUUUAUAUGAUACCACAAGUACAUUACAGUACAUGGCAGUAUGGAAUAGUAAGCAAGAUAAAGAUAUUAAAUGUGAAGCCUACCACACAUACACACUACAGUACAUAUGUGACAUUGGAUGUAUUAGUUCCACCAUCAUCGCCAGUGAUAGAUGGUUAUAACAAUAAUGACGACUUUCCUGUGAAUGCUGGAAGGUCUUCUACUCUGACUUGCACAGCUACGGCAAAACCUGCUCCUACUAUAGAGUGGUAUAUUGAUAAUACACUACAGUCGACUACGAUGACAUCACCUACUCCUAAUUCAGAAGACAGUGAAUUAUUUGAUGUAUCCAGUAUAUUCACAUUUAUACCACAGUGGAAUAACCAUCUACAAUACGUUAUAUGUAAAGUUGAUAAUGAUGCUAUUGGAAAAGCUGUAGUGACGAGGGUUAAACUUGACGUAAAUGUUGCUGUCAAUACAAUUGUAAUAUCAGAUGAUGCUAAUACUGGUGGAUAUACAUCAGAUGAUGACGUCAUAGUUACAGAUGGUCUAUCACAUACACUGACGUGUGAAACCAUUGGGUCCAAGCCUGCAGCUUCUAAUAUAUACUGGGACACUCAGAAUAUACCAGUUGUACAGUCAUCAAAGUCUGACAGUCCAAACAGUGGAGACAGUAGAUUAUUUGAUACAACAUCUACUAUAGAAUUUACACCAUUGUGGUCAUAUCAUAGUAAAACUAUCGCAUGUGAAGGAAAAUUUACACCAUUGUGGUCAUAUCAUAGUAAAACUAUCGCAUGUGAAGGAAGUAAUUCAGCAAAUAUACAAUCAGUUAUCACAAAUAUUAAACUAGAUGUACAAGAAGAGUCAUCUGGCUUUGUCAUAGUUACUUUUGGUCACAUGACUACAUUAACUUGUGUUGCUAUGGCAGCACGUCCCGCAUCUGACAUACAGUGGACUGUUGAUAAUGAUAAUCCAAAUGACGAUGAGACAAUAUCAGAUAAUACACAAGAUAGUGAUCUGAAAGAUACAACAAGUACCAUGACAUUCACACCAACUUAUCUAGACCAUCAGAAUACAACGUUGACAUGUAAAGCUACAAAUGAUGCAACUAUUGCUAAAGGAAAACCUUUUAUUAAAGAACUUACACUUGAUGUGUGGGUAUCUCCAGACAGUUUAUAUUUUGAUGGUUACCCUGACAACAGUAAUGUUACCAUGGCAUCUGGAGAAUCAUUUCAAAUCACAUGUAUAACUACUAAAGCCCAUCCUGCCGCCAGUAUAGAGUGGUAUAUAGAUGAUGAUAUAAUUACCAGCAAUGUCAACAGUAGAAUAGUAUGGGCUAGCGAUGGUAGAAAAGACACAGUUAGUGAAUUAUCAUUGACACCAAAUAGGGAAGACUUUGGAAAGAAAUUAAAAUGUGAAAAUUUACCAACUGCUGUUAGUGACAAUGUAUAUUAUUGCAAAGCUGGUGACUCACUGUCCAUGGUCCUAUCGGUGGAUGCAUAUCCUCUACCAGUAACAUUUGGUGCAUGGAUGAAAGGUGACCUGGUACUAGACAAUAAUGAAAAUACACCAUCAACAAGUACAGUCACGAUCACUUUAGUAAAUCACAAUCAUUUUGGUAUAUAUAAUGUAAGAGCAACUAAUGAUGUAGGAUGGGUUAUACUCCACGUUGAGCUGCUACAGUCAGACACACCGGCAGCACCUGUUGGUAUAAACAUUAUAGAUCGUUAUUAUGAUUCGUUGACACUACAAAUACUACCCGGAAGUCAUGGUGGAGAUCCAGAAAACGUUCUGUACUUUGUAGAAUAUCGUUCACCACUGGAUAUCGUGUUUGUGCCAUGGCCGUCAGAUGGAAUGGGAACACGCAACAUGACUGUAUAUUUACUGCAGUUAGUACCAUCCACAGCGUACGAAAUCAGGGCAAAGGCAAAAAACAACAACGGAAUGGGAGAGUUUUCAAGUAUACAAUUGUUUAAUACAUAUUUUAAACCAACUGUUACAAUGAAUGCAGGGACUAAUACACUUGCCUGGUCACGACAUGAAAAUAUUAAAUACCAAUGUGUGAAGAUUGAAAAGAAAGACGCAUAUGGAAGGCUGGUUGUUGUACAGGAAUGCAUUGAUAGAGAUAUAUUAAUGUAUAAAGUAGAUGAUACAAGCGUUACGUACAUUGUGACAUAUUGUGAAAUUAAUGGUAAAUGUGAAAAACGUGGGUUUGAAGCUAGUUACGCAUUAUCUGAAGAACCUGUUUGUGGGACAUGUAAUGUUGGUAUUAUUAGUGGAAUACUGGUUACCACGUUGAUAUGUUCUGGAGUUGUCAUUGGUGUUUUACUUGUUUUAUACAGACGUGCAAAGAAUUACAGAACAAAACAGCAUUCUGAAGAUGCUCGAAUCUAUACAACAGUUUCCCCCCUGACAGGAAAUGUCGAACACGCAUAUGAAACAACAAUGGCAAUGCAAAUUAAGGCGCAUGGAGAAGAUAAUAAUUACAUGUCACUCUCUCCAGAUACCCGGGAGCUUGAUUCAACAUAUCAAAUGCCAAGUACAGUUGGGGUCAAGACUGCCAAUGAAAGCGCUGUACGUUUCAUCGGUUUUGAUGUUGGUGGACCAUUAGAUGUUGAUAUUCUACAAGAAGAAGAUGCUACUCUGCAAUGUGUUACCACAGACUUAUCUGGUAGUAUAGGAAAGUGGUCUAAAGUUGAUGAGGCUGAUGAGAUAUUCAAUUUACUCAGUCCCGGUGCAUAUGUUGGCACUGGUCACGAUUCUACAAAACACUUUGACUGGAGUGUGGAUACUACUGGUACACACCACUAUGAUUUAAAGAUACCCAAUAUAGAUAUCAACGAUGAAGGAUGUUAUUUUUGUGGGAUUGGAACUGCAUACUCAAACAUUCCGCCAUUAUCUCCAGUGAUAGAUGGGUAUAACAAUGAUGACGAUUUUACUGUAAAUGCUGGAAGGUCUUCUACUCUGACUUGUACAGCUACUGCAAAACCUGCACCUACUAUAGAGUGGUAUAUUAGUAAUACACUACAGUCAACUACAAUGACGUCAUCUACUCCUAAUUCAGAGGACAGCGAAUUAUUUGAUGUGUCCAGUACAUUUACAUUUACACCACAGUGGAGUAACCAUCUACAAUACGUCAAAUGUAAAGCUGAUAUUGAUGCUAUUGGAAAUGCUGUAACAACGAAGCUUAAACUUGACGUGAAUGUUGCUGUCAAUACAAUUACAAUAUCAGAUGAUGUUAAUACUGGUGGAUAUACAUCAGGUGAUGACGUCAUAGUUACAGAUGGUCUAUCACAUAUACUGACGUGUGAAACCAUUGGAUCCAAACCCGCAGCUUUCAAUAUAGAUUGGGAUACUAAUGGUAUAACAGUUGUACAGUCAUCCAUGUCUGACAGUCCAAACAAAUUUACACCAUUGUGGUCAUAUCAUAGUAAAACUAUUACAUGUGAAGGAAGUAAUUCAGCAAAUAGACAACCAGUUAUCACAGAUAUUAAACUAGAUGUACAAGUAUCUCCUAACAGUGUUACCAUUUCAGAAGAGUCGUCAGGCGUUGUCAUAGUUACGUCUGGUCACUUGAGUACAUUGACUUGUGGUGCUAUGGGAGCACGCCCUGCAUCUGACAUACAGUGGGCUGUUGAUAAUGAUAAUCCAGAUGACGAUGAGACAAUAUCAGAUAAUACACAAGAUAGUAAUCUGAAAGAUACAACAAGCACCAUGACAUUUAUAACAACUUAUCUAGUCCAUCAGAAUACAACAUUGACAUGUAAAGCUACAAAUUAUGCAACUGUUGCUAAAGGACAACCUGUUAUUAAAGAACUUACACUUGAUGUAUGGGUAUCUCCGGAAAGUAUAUAUGUUGAUGGUUAUCCUGACAGCAGUAAUGUCACCAUGACAGCGGGAGAAUCAUUUGACAUCAUGUGUAGAACUACCAAAGCCCAUCCUGCUGCCAGUAUACAGUGGUAUAUAGAUGAUGAUAUAAUUACCAGCAAUGUCAACAGUAGAAUAUUAUGGGAUAGCGAUGGUAGAAAAGACACAGUUAGUGUAUUAUCAAUUAUACCAAAUAGAAUUGAUUUUGGAAAGAAAUUAAAAUGUGAAAGUAAUCAUGAUGUCCAGAAUAAUCCACAGACUAUAUUUGUCAAUAUAAUUGUACAAUAUUCUGCUGUAAUUUUCAAUGACACUUUGGAUACAAGUUCAGCAGAUCAAGGUCAAAAUGCUACCAUUGUGUGUACGUCUAUGGGAUAUCCAAUACCAGAUAUAACGUGGUACACAUGGACUGAUGGUAGUGCAGUGGAACUUAUGAGUGAUAUGAGCAGAAUUGUGAUGAAACAUGAACCAUAUGCAGUUAAUAGAACAAUACGAAGCACAUUGUAUAUACUAAACGUGAUACCUGAAGUAGACCAUGGUGUAUAUACAUGUCAUGCCAGUAAUAUUAUUGGUAGUGAUUACUUCAAUAUUACACUGGCUGGGAAAAGAGAACCAGGUUCACCCACCAAUGUGAGAACAACGGGUAUAUCAUGGGACUCUGUCAAUAUUACAUGGGAUAUAGGAUACAACGGUGGAUCAUCACAAUGGUUUUAUGUGUCAUACAGACAGAUCUAUGUCAAUGUUUUUAUCAGAUCAAAUACAGUUGAGAUGCCACCUUAUUACAUCAAUGGAUUGAAUUCAUCUACUGAAUAUGAAAUAUAUGUAACAGCUGAAAAUGUGAUUUCCGUUAGUGAACCAAGCGAAACGAUCACAUUUAUAACUUCAGCAGCACCAAUCAGCAUUGAGUACUCACCUAAAAACGUUCCAACCAAUCCUCGUGUUUAUAUAGGCCCUUUGGUUGGAAUAGUUGCCGUAAUUGCAUUGGCCACUGCAGCGGGUGUAAUAUUCAUGAGAAGAAGGGGUAAACAAAACAAAGACUCGACAUUAGAAGAACGACAGGACCAUGAAUUGCCAGAGAGAACAUCAACAGCUACUUACGAGAAUGUUAGGCCAGAAUUAUCGAAAAAGCCUACUAACGAUGACAAUGUGUACGCCUCUCUUAACCACGACGGAAAAGAAAAUAUUUACAUGGCUGCAGGACAACAAAUAUUAGAAUUUCCCAGAAAUGAUAUGAGCAUGAAAAGUAUAUUAUCUGCUGGUCGAUUCUAUGAAUUGACAAAAUGUGUUGCUUGGAAUGGAACAGGUGGUCAGUCAGAUGUUGUGAUUAAGAAAAAUAUUGUUGCAGCAGCGAUCACUGUUACUGUACCUGGAUCACCUGUCACUUCAAUUGAGACCACAUCAGCACCUGGAAUCACAAGACAUGACAUUCAAGACCAAGCAAGUAUACUUAUAACGGAUACACAGUUAAGUGAUGCUGACAAGUAUUGGUGUCAAGUAGAACGUUUAGGUGAUCCGAGAGAUGAAAAAUCAAUCAGUCUAACAGUAACACCUGCAACACCACCAUCUCAGCCUACAAUAAGUAUUACAGCUGGUAGUAAUCCAUCUAAUGCAG